AUCGGGAGCGCGCGCGGAGGCGGUCCGGGGCUACCUCGCUUCUGUCGGCUGUUUGCUGCCUCCGCGCUUUAAAUAUCCAGGACGCCGCCGUGUGAGGAGCCUCUUCUCUCGCCUAGCUUGGGAUUAACCACGCCGCAUCGCAGCAUCGACGGCCGAGCGCCAGCAGGGCCCACGAUGUCCAGUGAAGUGCAGAGACCGGACGACAGCCCCAGCACCAGCGGGGGAAGCUCUGACAUUGAACAAAGGGAGUCCGUCCCGCCGGAACAGGAGCGCGAGCAAGCACAGCCCAAAAAGAAGGAGACCAAGAUUUCGAGUAAAACCGCUGCUAAACUUUCAACUAGUGCCAAGAGGAUUCAGAAGGAGCUUGCUGAAAUUACAUUAGACCCCCCUCCAAACUGCAGCGCCGGCCCCAAAGGAGACAACAUUUAUGAGUGGAGGUCCACCAUCUUGGGACCGCCGGGCUCCGUGUACGAGGGUGGCGUCUUCUUCCUGGACAUCGCCUUCACACCUGACUACCCCUUCAAACCCCCCAAGGUGACUUUCCGUACGAGGAUCUAUCACUGCAACAUCAACAGCCAGGGCGUGAUCUGUCUGGACAUCCUGAAGGACAACUGGAGCCCCGCCCUCACCAUCUCCAAGGUGCUGCUGUCCAUCUGCUCCCUGCUCACAGACUGCAACCCAGCUGACCCCCUGGUGGGAAGCAUCGCCACACAGUACCUGACCAACAGAACAGAGCAUGACAGGAUAGCCAAGCAGUGGACCAAGAGAUACGCCACAUAGACCACACCCUCUUUGCUGCGAACCACACCCCCUUUGCAUCCCGCUCCUCCCCCACUGUACCACUCUCUACCUCUUUCUCGCCCUUCGUCUGUCAAAGCACACUCACUAAGUGCAUCAGAAUACCUGAACCCCCCCCCUCCUUUUCUUCUUCCCGCUCUUCUCCCUCCUCCACAUUUUAUCCAACUUUUCUGUGUUAAAAAAAAGAUAAGAAUAAACAACACAAAAAAUGUC
Doryrhamphus excisus (bluestripe pipefish) is the source of this 1011-nucleotide messenger RNA. RefSeq names its product ubiquitin-conjugating enzyme E2 E2. The record is from RefSeq and is a predicted model, not a curated record. Lineage: Eukaryota; Metazoa; Chordata; Actinopteri; Syngnathiformes; Syngnathidae.